This is a messenger RNA of Anoplophora glabripennis (Asian longhorned beetle), 1713 nucleotides long. RefSeq names its product zinc finger protein 90-like. The record is from RefSeq and is a predicted model, not a curated record. NCBI's taxonomy places the organism in Eukaryota, Metazoa, Arthropoda, Insecta, Coleoptera, Cerambycidae. The transcript is spliced from 5 exons. Gene Ontology annotation, biological process: regulation of transcription by RNA polymerase II. Bases 289 to 1713 code for a protein of 474 amino acids. Gene Ontology annotation, molecular function: zinc ion binding; DNA-binding transcription factor activity, RNA polymerase II-specific; RNA polymerase II transcription regulatory region sequence-specific DNA binding. Gene Ontology annotation, cellular component: nucleus.
CAAGGGUUGUUACGUAUUAAAAAUUUGAAUUGAUUAUCUGUUAAAAAAGAAAAUAAAAUGUUACCGGAAAAGUCUAACGAAACAUUUUGCAGGCUGUGUCUUAAUAUUAUAAGCGACACAAAUUGUGAAGUAAUUGGGGAAGUUAUAAGGGAAGUCCUAAAUGUUGUUUUGCAGAAGUUCUUUUAAUAAAGAAUAUAUUUUAGAAUUUCCAGAAGAGAGAUAAGCAUGUAAUGUGUAAAAAAAUGUCGCAUUAAAUUAUUUUCCGCUCUUAAAUUUAAGUCUAUAUGUAUGGAUACUGAGGAUAUUCUUUUUCCUUAUAUUGGUUGCAAUAAAAUGCUAGUUAACUUGAAAGAAAUUUAUCUAAAGGAAAAAGGAGAUAAUCACUUUAUCGAUGUAUCAGAAAAUCAGAAAAUUUGUCGAUUAUGUUUUCAAUUGAUUAAAUGUGGAUUUGUGAAACCAGAUGAAGUGGAUGUUGACAUAAUUGAUAAAUAUAUACCACAAGUAAACAUCAGUGCCAUUAAGGACCCUGUUAUAUGUGAACUGUGCUUCGAUUCUCUUGCAACUCAUGGUAGCUUUGUAAAAAAAUGCCUUGAUGUGCAAGAAAAAUAUGAAAAUAACAGUAAACAGUCUCGUAUUAAUAUUGAAAAUGUUGAUUUAAAUCUAGAGGAGGAUGAUCAAGUUAGUGAUCCACCUCCGCAUGGUUCGAAGAGAAAAACGGCAAAGAAGAGCAAAAGAAAACGUGGUUGUAAAGGCGUAAGGCGAACAAAUAACAAACGCAAACGUUAUGCUACAUACGGAUGUGACAAAUGUUCUUUUAAAACUCACUCGAAAUACAAUCUUACUAGCCAUCAGAUAAUACACAAAGAUCUAUCAGAAUUACAAAUGUUCAAGUGUGAUGAAUGUAGUUUCGAGACAAAAUAUAAAGGCAAUAUUAAAAUUCAUAAGUUGCAACAUAACACAGACCCUUCUAAAAUCAAAAUAUACAAAUGCGAUAAAUGUACUCACGAAACCAAAUAUAAGUGUCACCUGAAAGUGCACCAGUUGAGACACAAACAGUUAUGGGAGAUUCAAAUGUACAAGUGUGAUAACUGCGAUUUUCAAACAAAGCGUAAAGAACACCUCCAAAAUCAUCAGUUGUUGCACAAAAAACUAGAUAAGUUUUCUGGAUUGAAAGGGACGUACAAGUGUAAGAAAUGUACUUAUGAGACUAACCAUAAACAUAACUUCAUACGUCAUGAGUUAAAGCAUGUGGAACGUUUUCUGGCCCAGAUGUACAAGUGUGAUAAGUGUGACUUUGAAACAAAGUAUAAAUUGAGCCUUAUAAGACAUCAAUUAACACACAAAAACUUUUCAGAACUGCAAGUGUUCGAGUGUAAAAUAUGUGAUUUUAAAACCAAACAUAAGGAUAGUCUUAGAAGCCAUCAGAUAGCACACAAAAAGGGCGAAAUGUACAAAUGUUACUCUUGCGAUUUUGAAACUGCCUGUAAACGUAAUCUUAUAAAUCAUCAGGUAAUACACAGAGAUACUUCUUUGGUCAGAAUGCACACCUGUGAUGUGUGUGAUUUUGUAACCAAGCAUAGAAGUUGCUUCUCGAGACAUAAGUUAAGGCAUAAGUCUGAAAUUUUCCGAGAUCCCUGUAGUGAGAGGCGAAUUUGUAACAGCCUGUAUAUCUUGAAUAAUUGCAAAUAUUACAUUCCGAUUGAACUUUGCUGA